Molecule: messenger RNA, 696 nt
Organism: Oikopleura dioica
Lineage: Eukaryota; Metazoa; Chordata; Appendicularia; Copelata; Oikopleuridae
Source: the annotation of a GenBank genome assembly
AUGCUGAGAGGUGGGCUGAAGCAGUUUUCGGCGCUAGAAUUGUCGAAGAGAAGCAUUAAGAGAUAUGCCUGGACGCAGAGAAGACUGGAUGUUGAUGGUGCUCAAGGAUGGGAUCAUGAAGGAUUCACCAAUGUCGACCGAAAUUUAACCCGUUUCCACCAGGACACAGCGAUGCCAGCCGUGGACGGAGCCACAACUUUUGAAACUGCCGCGAAAGUGCUUGGAAAUGGCUGGGUCAUCCAUAAACGAUCGGGCAUCAACAAGAAAAAGUACCGACAAAACGCGACUGGUCAAGAAUUCGCAAAAUACAUGAACCGACGGGUCGUUGCCUCGAAUCAUCAUCACACCAUGGCGCACAAGCUCAUUCCUCCGAAUCAACUCAGACAGCGAUGGACAGUUUCCGACCCCUUCAAAGGCUACGACGACGAAGCGCACAUGUGGUACGUUCCAGAAAACAUCCCAGUCGAAGAUCCAAUUCCAAAAACUGCCGAAGAACGCCGCCAACUCUACGUUGCGAAGAAACAGUGGCCAACUCGAGCUCCAUGCGGCCGAUUGCUAGAAAAAGCAGAGCGACGAUCGGAUACGACGAUGCACGACACCGGAAAACCAAACCCGAAUCAUAACACAGAUCGGUCUUCUGCGCUGAAUAGAUUUUCUUUCAAGCAUAAUAUUUCGCUGUCUGACUUUCAAAAUUAA